Messenger RNA from Sycon ciliatum, 6025 nucleotides. Its product is annotated as multidrug resistance-associated protein 1-like. The record is from RefSeq and is a predicted model, not a curated record. Gene Ontology annotation, cellular component: membrane. Gene Ontology annotation, biological process: transmembrane transport. NCBI's taxonomy places the organism in Eukaryota, Metazoa, Porifera, Calcarea, Leucosolenida, Sycettidae. Gene Ontology annotation, molecular function: ATP hydrolysis activity; ATP binding; ABC-type transporter activity. The transcript is spliced from 35 exons. Bases 161 to 5074 code for a protein of 1637 amino acids.
ACUUUCCACACGAAGUAGUUGAACAUCUCGAAUCUUCGAACUCCCUGAUUCGGUUUGCUGGUUUGGUGAUGUCCUUGCACUUGCGUUGGUAAUGUAACUUAGUUAUAGCGUUUCUUCACGGCAUGGCUUUCCUUCUCUAAGGAAGUCACAAGUUGCAGAAAUGGAUAGCUUUUGCAAACCGACGCCGUACUAUUCUCCACCAGCGGUGGUGAAUACCACGGAUUUCACACUGUGCUUUGAGGACACAAUUAUCCUUUGGAUACCCUGUGGCUUUCUCUGGCUGUUCGCGGCACUGAGAUUUUGCUUCGCUUCGCCAGGGGGUCUGGGGUCAAUAGCAAUUUCAACUCUGCACAAGUUGAAACUGCUGUCUGGAUCAUGCGUGUUCCUGCUGUCACUGAUCCGUAUUGGCCAUUAUGUCCACUCAUAUGGCAACAGCGGCACUGUGUACCAGUACGAGUGGUACGCCGCUGGAAUUCUGGCGGGGACAGUGCUGUUUUCUCUCGUCUUAACGGAACGUGAUCGGCGAGUGGGUAAUCGGACGUCGGGUGUGAUGUUCUUCUUCUGGCUGAUGCUCACCGGCUACUUUGGAAUCUUGUUGCGCUCGCAUGUCCUCAUUUACAUGCACGACUCGUCCCAGGAGCAGGCUGUCAUCUUCUACACAGUGUGCAUCUUCCCGUUCUUCUCUCUUGUCUCGACUCUACUGGCUGCCUUCAACGAUCACCGGCCCCCGUAUUCUGUGGAUUCAGAUGCGAACCCUUGCCCGGAGCAGCAGGCAACUUUCCUGUCACGGAUCACCUUCUGGUGGAUCUAUCCACUUCUUAAAAUGGGCUACAAGCGCCCGCUGAAGCGUGAUGACCUCUGGUCACUGAACGAUUACGACAAGUCCAGCCACAUUGUGCCAUUGUUUGAGCGUGCCUGGGAUAAGCAGCUCAAGAAGAUUGGAAGAUCUGCGGGUUCUGAGACUCAUGCUGCGGACAUCAAGGCCAAGGGUUUCAGUGUGCGUCAGAUCCAGGAGUCUGAGGAGACCACACCACUGAUAGCACGCACCUCGUCCCCCGGUGACCAGUCCGGUUCUGGCAAAGCAGCCCAGCCGUCUCUUAUCUGGGCGCUUGGCGGGGCUUUUGGCUGGACGUUCGCUGCUUCCGGUGUUUUGAAGCUUGUCAAUGACGUCUUGGCGUUUGUCAACCCACAGAUUCUCAAGUUGCUGAUUCACUUCAUGUCCGACUCUGAGGAGCCAGUGUGGCACGGUUACUUGUACGCUGGUAUUCUGUUUAUGGUGACGGUAGUCCAGUCCAUUGUGGUGCAGCAGUACUUCAUCAAGUGCAUGGCCAUCGGCAUGCGUGUGCGUACCGCAGUUGUUUCCAUUGUCUACAAGAAAUCGUUGCGUCUCUCGAGCUCCGCGCGUCGUAUUAGCACGGCCGGCGAGAUUGUCAACUUGAUGUCGGUGGACGCUCAGAGAUUCAUGGACCUGUCCGGCUAUCUUCACUACAUGUGGUCUAUGCCACUGCAGAUUGCAUUGUCUAUGUACUUCCUAUGGCAAACCAUGGGUGUUGCCACACUGGCUGGGGUAGGCAUGAUGGUCUUACUCAUCCCAGUCAAUGCAGUCCUGGCCGCCAAGACUCGCACACUACAGGUGCGCCAAAUGAAGGCAAAGGACUCGCGUAUCAAGAUCAUGAAUGAAGUCCUCAAUGGAAUCAAGGUUAUCAAGCUGUACGCAUGGGAGAAGUCUUUCUUGCGUCUUGUCGGUGGCAUUCGUGAGAACGAACUGCAAGUACUGAAGGAUACUGCCUUCCUCAACGCAGGUGGCACUUUCACUUGGACAAUGGCUCCAUUCUUGGUGGCUCUGGUAACAUUUGGAACAUACUCCCUCGCUGGCAACGAGCUGACGGCAUCCAAAGCCUUUGUGGCUCUGUCACUGUUCAACAUCUUGAAGUUCCCCCUGUCUGUCUUGCCGAUGAUGAUCGCUUUCCUUGUGGAGUCGAGCGUGUCACUGGGUCGCCUCAAUAAGUUCAUGAGGCAUGAUGACCUGAAGGAAUCCUCGGUGAAGCGUGAAAGCCGUCCCCCUACUGAUGGAAGUCCUACUGUCAGUGUUCGGCAUGGCAAAUUUUCCUGGGGAGAAGAGGAGCCAGCUGUUCUUAGCGGCAUCAACCUGUCGGUACGUGAAAACGAGCUGCUAGCUGUUGUUGGCUCUGUGGGUGCUGGCAAGUCAUCACUACUCUCCGCUCUGCUUGGUGACAUGGACAAGCUGGAUGGUACCGUCACGGUUAAGGGAAGAGUUGCCUUUGUACCGCAGCAAGCUUGGAUCCAAAACGCCACGGUGCGUGACAAUAUUCUGUUUGGUCGUAUGUACAAUCAAGCUGUGUACCAGAAAGUGAUCAAUGCGUGUGCGCUGGGACCGGAUCUGGAGAUGCUGCCAGGCGGUGACAUGACGGAGAUUGGAGAGAAGGGUAUUAAUCUGAGCGGCGGUCAGAAACAGCGUGUGAGCUUAGCUCGUGCUGUCUACUCCAACGCCGAUAUCUACCUUCUUGAUGAUCCUCUCAGCGCUGUGGACUCGCACGUCGGAAAGCACAUCUUUGAGAACGUCAUUGGUCCGAAUGGCGUCUUGAAACACAAGGUUCGUAUCUUCAACACCCAUCAGAUUACUCUCCUGCCGCAGUGCGACGGCAUCAUCGUGUUGAAGGAGGGUUUCAUAUCUGAGUCCGGUACGUACAAUUCCCUGGUUGAAAGCCGAGGUGCAUUCUCUGAGUACUUGCAGCACUACGCCGCCAAUGAGGAAGAAGACGACGACGACGAGGAAGAGCCUGAAGAGACGUUCGGAUCUCGAACGGUUCCCGAAGAUACCAUGCCUUUGGGCGAGGACUCCUCCGCCCUUGAGCUUGGUACCGGCGAUGUGGAGUCGUUUACGCGCACCCAGGGCCGUCGUCAGCAGCUGGAGCGCCAGCAGAGUCAGAGCCUCACCGAGCAGAUAUCCUUGGCAAGUCCACCGAGUGUGUCACGCCAGUCCAGCAGUAUCUCCCCGCCGUCCAGCAGCGGUAUCAGCCGUGACACCAGCGAACACUCCGUACACGGACAGCACAGUGUCACCAGACAGACGAGCAGUGGACGUCGACGCCAGCUCUCCAAGCAGAAGAGCUCGCUGAGGCAGAGCACCCAGGACAAGACGCGCUUGACCAACGAACACGUCACGCUCAUCGAGGAAGAAUCGUCCGAAGAAGGCCGGGUCAAGCUAUCUGUGCUCAUCCUGUACUUGAAGGCAUUGCGUGCACCGUUCUCUGCCAUCAUUCUCAUGAUCUACAUUCUGAGCAAUGGCUGCUCGAUCGGUACGAAUAUCUGGUUGGCUCACUGGAGUGCAGCGAACACCAAGCAUGCUGCAGCCAAAGCGGCUGCUGCUGGCGGAUCGUCAUCACUCAUGUCGGAUGACUUCAGCUUCAUGUCGGACAAUGAGUCGAACAGCUCCAACCACACAGCGGACCUCAACACGGGUAUGUACCUGGGCGUCUACGCCUCAUUUGGUCUCGGUCAAGGUCUGCUGGUGUUGGCAGGCUCAUUCAUCCUGGCUCUGGCGUCCGUCGGGGCUAGUCGCCGAUUGCACAGGAAGAUGUUACGCAACGUACUCCGAUCACCCAUGUCGUUCUUCGACACCACACCACUGGGCCGCGUUGUGAACCGCUUCAGCAAGGAUGUGUACACGAUAGACGAAGCCAUACCACGCUCACUGCGCUCCUUCCUCAUGAUGUUCUUCAACGUCCUCAGCAUCCUCAUCGUUAUCAGUUACAGCUCUCCGAUCUUCUUGGGAUUGCUAGCACCGCUGAGUAUUGUGUACUUUGUUGCGCAGCGCUACUACGUCACCACGUCCCGCCAGUUGAAGCGCCUGGAGUCGGUGUCUCGAUCGCCGGUCUACUCUCACUUCUCUGAAACUCUAUCCGGUGUGUCCACUAUCCGUGCCUACAACGCACAGGAACGCUUCACCAUGGAGAGUGAGCAUCGUGUCGAUGUCAACCAAGCCGCCUAUUAUCCCAAUCUCGUCGCCAACAGGUGGCUUGCCGUACAGUUGGAGUUUGUCGGUGGCAUAGUGGUGCUGGGAGCAGCAUUGUUUGCCGUCGUUGAUCGGGAAGUCAACAUUGGUCACGGCGAUGGCGGUAACGCCACCAAGGCCAGUUUGGCCGGACUGUCCGUCUCCUAUGCACUCAGUAUCACAGCAGCACUGAACUGGAUGGUACGCAUGAGCAGUGAAUUGGAGACCAACCUGGUGUCGGUCGAGCGAGUCAAGGAAUACAGCGAAACUCCCACCGAGGCACCUGAUGUUGUGGAGGGCAAUCGUCCUGAUCCCAGAUGGCCAAUGAAUGGUGAGGUGGUGUUUGAUCGCUACAAGACACGGUAUCGUCCCGGCCUCGACCUUGUCGUCAAGGGCAUCUCAGCUAACAUCAAGGGUGGGGAGAAGGUUGGAAUCGUCGGGCGCACUGGUGCAGGCAAGUCCUCUCUCACUCUGGCGUUGUUCCGUCUGAUCGAAGCGGCUAGUGGAUCUAUCAUUAUCGACGGUAUUGACAUUGCGCGACUUGGCCUGGAGGAUCUGCGCUCCCGCCUCACCAUCAUACCACAGGAUCCCGUGCUGUUUUCUGGAACACUCCGCUUCAACCUGGAUCCGUUUGAGGAGCACAGCGAUGUUGAAGUGUGGAAUUCACUCCGUCUUGCACAUUUGGAGUCGUUUGCACGAGGCAACGACGACGGCCUGCAGUUUGACAUUGCUGAGGGAGGUGAAAAUCUCAGUGUUGGGCAGCGCCAGCUUGUCUGCUUGGCCAGGGCCCUGCUGCGCAAGACCAAAAUCCUAGUGUUGGACGAGGCCACAGCUGCAGUGGACCUGGAAACUGAUGACCUGAUUCAACGGACUAUCCGCACCGAGUUUGCACACUCGACUGUGUUCACCAUCGCUCAUCGCCUCAACACCAUCAUGGAUUAUGAUAGGGUGAUGGUUCUGGACAUGGGCAAAAUCAUUGAGUAUGGUAACCCAGACCAACUGCUGUCCAGUCAAGGUCAUUUCUACUUGAUGGCUAGAGAUGCUGGUUUAGUAUCUUAGACUGGCGGCCGUUACUCGUCCUUACUCAUCACAACUUGUAUACGCCUUUGGUGGUUUUGACAGCAGGCUUGCGUGUAGUGUGUGUGUGUGUAGUGCUGUAUCCGGUGCUGGGCUCCGUGUCCGGGCACCGGUCGGUCGAGAGUCUCACCAACGGCCAUGCUUUGAGCACCGCCAGUGCGCUUGUGUCUGUGUGCCCACUAUCUUGUUGGAGGAUGCAUGUGUGCUAGUAGUGCUCCUAUCACAAUGCUCGAUGGUGUCUAUGACGGCAGCAUCCUGUGCGCAAGGCUAGCACUCCUUGCACCAUGCCAUGCAGCUAGGGACUUGUGUUAGUACUCUUGUAUCACGGCCUCACAGGAAGCCCAUCUCACAUAGCUUUGCUUGCUAUUACUGAAGUUGACAACUAUUGACACUUUCCCUACUCUUAGUCCUGCGUAUGCGUAGCACCUAUUCUGCCUCUAGGUGUGUCAGAUAGCCAGAUAGUGAAGGUUGCCAAAUAGUGGAAGCCUCGUCUUCUCUAGUUUCACCAUGAUACGCACUCCAUCUUCGCACUCCAAUAUAUUUUUUCGAAUAAUUUUUACAUGACAUACUUAUUAUGUGUAGUGAUCUGAGGCACUAUGUUGCUUCAGUGCACAAUUAUUUUGCUUUUAUGUCUAUAUUUCUAGGUGGCUUUGAUCGGUCGGUAUGCUACUGUACGGCCUAGGCCUCUGCUAGCUACUGUAUGUCUCUCAGAGUGCCCUGCUGUGUGUGUAGCUGCUUUCUGUGAUCUAUACUGUCUUGUUGUCAAUUCUGUAUCGGAGAACAGGACUUGUUUUUUUGUUUUGUUUUGUUACCAGGUAACUAACUCACUUGUUUCUCUAACUUUAGGUUUUUCUCUGUGACUCUGUGAUGCAUUCACCCACCUGUUCACCCGUCUUGCUUGCUUGUUGACUCAAGUAAAUGACGGUACAUGUA